Populus trichocarpa (black cottonwood) is the source of this 843-nucleotide messenger RNA. RefSeq lists its product as uncharacterized. NCBI's taxonomy places the organism in Eukaryota, Viridiplantae, Streptophyta, Magnoliopsida, Malpighiales, Salicaceae. The transcript is spliced from 3 exons. Bases 250 to 597 code for a protein of 115 amino acids. The record is from RefSeq and is a predicted model, not a curated record. Gene Ontology annotation, molecular function: phenylpyruvate tautomerase activity.
CAAUAAUUUUAAUAUCAGGAGGUCAACUAAAAAAAAAAGCACCGAACAUCAAUAGAGUUAGAAAAGCAAUUCUACGUACACUACACACGAGCAUGGCAACAAGGGCCCUUCAGUCAUUUCACCAAUUUAUACUUCCAGAACAGUCCGUAGAAGGCAACGUGGUGAGGCUUCUUUUAUAUAGUUAUUUGCAGGCGGGUUUUAAGUGCAGGAAAGAGAACAAGAGCUUAGUGGAAAUAAUCGACAGAGAAAAUGCCUUGCUUGAACAUUUCGACGAACGUUAAUCUUGAUGGCGUCAACACAUCUGCCAUCCUCUCCGAAGCCUCCUCUCAGGUCGCCAAAAUCAUCAAGAAACCUGAGUCUUAUGUGAUGAUUGUGUUGAAGGGCUCGGUUCCAAUUUCAUUUGGAGGAACUGAGGAGCCAGCAGCUUAUGGUGAAUUGGUAUCUAUCGGUGGCCUUAGCAGUGAUGUGAACAAGAAAUUGAGUUCUGCAAUUUCAACUAUUCUUUUGUCAAAGCUGUCGGUGCCCAAGUCCCGGUUCUUCCUCAAGUUUUAUGAUGUCCAGCGCUCCCACCUUGGUUGGAAUGGUUCCACCUUCUAAAUCCAGCUUCUUGCCUGAUUUGCUAUCAGACUUGACACCACGCUUUCAGACAGAUGCGCGUCUUUGGUGCUUUGCGGCUGUAGAAACCUCAUCUAAGUAGGAUAUUUCUGUUUCCGUCUAGGGUUAUGGCAUGUAGAACGUGAAUGCUUUUAAACUGUGCCUCUUCUAGGGAAAACUAUGUUUUUGCUUGAAAUCUAACCUAAAUAACUGUUUAGUCAUUAAUUAAUGGAUGUUCUUUGACAUGCA